This is a messenger RNA of Planococcus citri (citrus mealybug), 1931 nucleotides long. RefSeq lists its product as uncharacterized. NCBI's taxonomy places the organism in Eukaryota, Metazoa, Arthropoda, Insecta, Hemiptera, Pseudococcidae. The transcript has 5 exons. Bases 188 to 655 code for a protein of 155 amino acids. The record is from RefSeq and is a predicted model, not a curated record.
GAUAUAUAUAAGAAGAAAAAGGAAAUGCAGUUGAAAUGAAUUUUGUUUACUUAUCGUUAGUUGAACUGUGUUUGUUCUGUGUUGGCUCAGUGUUGUUGGUUCAGAUAUAAGUACCUAGGUACAAGUGAAUACGGUAAUAUAUACAUACGUUUGUCGCAGUUUGAUAAUUCUUUUUAUUAUUAUAAUUAUGACAAAAAAAUUGGUAUGUGGUGUGUUCUCGUAUAAAAUCGUCUCCAUAGCAUUGCUGAGUUAUCCUGUGCUGAGUAUUAUUGGCUCCUUGCUCUCAAAGUUCACCAAAGCAGAAGACUCUUUUGAGGUUCAAACGAUUGACAUUAUGGUAGCCUUCCAUUUUUUAUAUAUUUGCAUCAGCGGACUGAUUGGCAUUCAAAAGAAAAAACCAUCUCUUUUGAAGCCGGUCUUAUGGACAAUAUUGUUUUUUAUUGUUGCUGUGUUGGCUCUUUGCAUUCAUUAUAUCGUGGUAGAGUUUGACUUUAAGAGUGGCCGAUUCAGUAGCCGUGACGUCAGCAUAGAAUUCCAAGAAGUUUUGAUGGCUGAACUCGAGCUUCUUUACAUUGGACAUAUCAUUUCAUCUUAUUACUGGGACCUCCUUGGUGAAUAUCAGCUACCCAUAAUGGACUUGGACAUAUUCGUCUAGAUUGAAUCCAUCGUCUGAAGUACUAUCUGCAUUAAACAUUUGGAUUUUCAAUGCCAUUGAGUACCCAUCUCUGCUUAAGUUGGUUGUUUUGAAUGCUUAUGAUUAUAAAAAAAAAUAAUGAUGAAAAUGAAUUAAUUAAGUACCUACUAUUAAGGAUAAUGUAUUAUUUUCUCAGCUUUGAAAUUUUAGUGUAGCAAAGUACGAAAGAUUUCAGGAAGAAAUAUUAGGUAGUUUGUUAUUUUCCUUUGGCUGGGUUGAAAAAUAAAAUACUUUAAAGAAAAAUUGACGGUCGAGUGACCUUAAGACUGAGAGGUUUGUGAUGGGCUGUCACAAUUUUUGAAAUUGUAUGGUCGACGAAAUUCGAAUUUUUAGACAAUUCUAAAAAUGUAGGAACACAAUAUCACAUUUUUCGAUUUUUUGGAGAAAGGGUGGAUUUUUGACUGUUUCGGACCCAAAAAAAUACCCUUUCGGAGGCGCAGACUUGAAAUCACAUCAAAACUUCAAGAAACACCACUCGUGACUAGAAAAGAUUCCCGAAGUUGUAGCUGCCCAACCGUGUUUUCUUCACCAAUUUUGGGAAAUCUUUUAAACAUUCGAAGCCCGAAAUAUACCGCAUGGUCCUUAUGACUUUCUGGUGCUUGACAUAUUCUAAGAAUUACUACUAUAAGUAUUUUGCUUUGUUAGGCACAUUUUUUAAUUUUUCUACAGGUGGAAUUGACCAAAAAUCAAAAUUUUGAGACCUUUGGAUCCCUGUGGGAUUGGUAAUGUUGCGAUUGGGUAUCUAGCUAUAAAUUUUGUGUUUGACUAUCCCGGGGGUCUUCUCACUUUCGAAAAAAAAAAAUCAUGAUCUAUAAAAAUACACCACUGAAUGAAAAAAUUUUGAGUACAGACGAAGUUCAUUUUUCGAUUUUUGAUAAUUUAAAUCCAGCUGUCAUUUUCCAGAUGGAAAAAUUACAUUUUGAACCUAAUUCUGAUAGUUGAAUUUUGAAAAUUUAUUUAUUUAUAGACCUUAUAUGAAUAGAUAAGUGGGGGUUUCGAGACGUACAUUAGGUGAGUAGUUCUAACACCUUGUAUUCCAUAAAAAUCCAUGUGUACCUACUUAUGUAUAUAGGUAAUUUUAUUUUUAUCAGUUUUUUUCGUUUCUUGAAAAUUUUUGAUAUCAACAUACUUACCUAUAAGCAGCUUUAUUGUUUUUUGUUCAUUUUUUUUCAACAAAUGCAAUUAUUUAAAAAAAUUUAUAUUUAAUGUUGAAUAAAUGUAUCUACUGACAAAGGAA